AUGUUACUUUCUGUGUUAAUUUUACCUUUACUUGUUUCCAUGAUAAAAUGUGACGACUAUUUUGGUGAUCAUUCAGAAUUCAAUGAUGAAUAUAAUCCAAAGAGUUAUGAUAAUCCACCAAAUCCUCCGAAUAGCAGAUCCUAUGCUUAUCUUGCUAAAUGGUAUCCACACUUGAAACGAUUCGUUGGUCGAGGCUCAGCCAAUGGUAACAGAAUGUAUCAUGAUGAUUCACUUGGAAUCGCUUAUAUGCCAGGUAAUGAACAAGAUUCAGAUGGACCAUCAGUGUACAAUAGUAACAACGAUUAUCGAGGUGACUCGAUGUAUGGACGAUAUGGUUCAGAUUCAUCUGAAUAUCGAGGAUCAAGGGAUCAGGAAGAUUCAGAGAAAUUUUAUCCAAAUGAUCAAGUGUCCCCUGGUUAUCGUUCCCACUAUCAAUCAAAUGGAUAUGAUUCUAAUCCUAAUUCCUACACUAAUCAUCAUAAUCACAUUGAAAAUCCCUACGGUUAUUCAACUAAUCACAAGGAAUCUUAUCAAAGUUCACCACAAUUUAGCUUUGGACAUUCACUUAAUCAUCAUGAUAAAAAGUUACCUUUUGAUGACUAUUCUUAUGGAGCAAACAAAUUUGAUUACGAUUGA
This is a messenger RNA of Panonychus citri (citrus red mite), 636 nucleotides long. RefSeq lists its product as uncharacterized. Bases 1 to 636 code for a protein of 211 amino acids. The record is from RefSeq and is a predicted model, not a curated record. The transcript has a single exon. NCBI's taxonomy places the organism in Eukaryota, Metazoa, Arthropoda, Arachnida, Trombidiformes, Tetranychidae.